AUGUCGCAAUCAGUCGCCUCUAGGACAUCAUCGUCGCACCAACCUAGACCGGAGUCCGUUGAUUUGGAUGUCUCAAAAGAUGCAAACCACAGCUCCCAUGCAUUGACUGAGGAGCCCAAAUCUCAAUUGGACACCCUGAUCUCGUAUCUAGUUGCCGCGAAAAGGUCUCUGUCAUCCAUAUAUCACGUUUCUCGAGCGAAUGAAAUAGUCAACACAGCUCGGAAUGCCCUGGAAGAAAGCGUUGUAAUAUCUGCAAAAACAGGAUUCCUGAGACGAGGGCAGAAGAACCAAAUUCGUUUGUUAUAUAAUGUGCGCGGUGAGAUAGAGAAUAUAUCCCACCGAGGACGAGCCGAGUUUGCCAGCGUGCUGAAGGAGCUCGAUCAAGUCGACGAACGUCUACGUCAGACACUUGAUAUGCUACGACAGACAGUUGUUCAUUUCUCUUUUCGUCCAGAUGGCGAAGCCGCAAAAAGUCUCCACGACUUUGUAGAUGAACGCGGUGUAGAGGAGCUGCAGAUUGUCCUAAAGGCCGCCAUUGACCGAACUAACACUGCCCAAUCCCAACUUGACACCUCCAGCUCGAAAUUCGAUCAAGAAAUGCGGUCCUUACAGCAUGCUCUGGGUAGGUAUCGAAACACAAUGGAGCUCGCCUCCUCACGAUCCUCAUUAUCGACGUCCUCUCCUGGCGCAUCUAAUCCUGGAUUGCCACUACUGUCGACCAUACCGUCAAUGCUUCGAUCAUUAGAAUCCCAUGCCCAGGAAAUGGCAGACCUGCUUGAAUCCUUAGUCCAUCAUUUUGAUAGAUGCGUAACGGCCGUCAAACAUACCGAAGGUGGUGGAGCUGCUGCGCGAUCCAUUACAGGUGAUAUGCCUCAGGGUCUGAAUGUUUCCCUUGGGAAAGACGCUGCGGAUGGACCUGAUCCCAACUUCAAUGAUACCGUUGAUCCGAUGACGGAAUCGGAUUAUGAAGACAUGUUGGGUGUUCUUACUAAGGAUGCAGCAGAAGCUGAAGAUGUGGUCCUCGAAAUCCAAGAGCGCAGCAGCGAAAUGGAAACAAUUUUAGAAAGUGUUCUUGCGCAUCGAGAUUCCGUGGCAACUAUUUAUAAAGCCACGACGGAGAUUUUUGAUCAUUUGUCCACACUCGCGAAUAAUCGUCUACCAGAAUUUAUUUCACAGGCCCACGCCUUCACGCAGGUCUGGAAUGAAGAGCAUGAACGUAUCCGAACAGGUAUGGCAGAUCUUGCAGACCUACGAUCUCUUUAUGUCGGGUUUCUUGAUGCAUAUGAUGGACUCAUCCUGGAAGUUUCCCGCCGGAAGCAUAUGCGUCAAGGUAUAGAGCGAGUGCUCCGAGAGGCCCGUGCUAAAUUGGACCAGCUGUAUGAGGAGGACAUCAAUGCUCGCGAAGCAUUUAGAAUUGAGCAGGGAGAUUAUCUUCCAUCAGAUAUAUGGCCGGGCCUUGGCCGCGCGCCAAUGAGGAUUAAGUUCUCCAAACAAUCUGGCGGGAAGCUGCCUGCCGUGACCGGUCAUGACGACGUGAAUGAGGCUACAGCUUCGGGGACCGCUGUAGAGGAUGAUCAGUCUGCAGAUGACGGAGACUACAUCCCAGAUUUGCCGAAAAAUAUCGUCGAUGAGGCUAUUGCGCGACUAAAAUCCCGGGCUAAAGAGGAAGCAAUUGAAUAA
Molecule: messenger RNA, 1680 nt
Organism: Talaromyces atroroseus
Lineage: Eukaryota; Fungi; Ascomycota; Eurotiomycetes; Eurotiales; Trichocomaceae
Product: Autophagy-related protein 17
Exons: 1
Coding region: 1-1680 (559 amino acids)
Biological process (GO): autophagosome assembly; activation of protein kinase activity; piecemeal microautophagy of the nucleus
Cellular component (GO): Atg1/ULK1 kinase complex; phagophore assembly site
Molecular function (GO): molecular adaptor activity; protein kinase activator activity
Source: RefSeq, a predicted model, not a curated record